Messenger RNA from Volvox carteri f. nagariensis, 303 nucleotides. RefSeq lists its product as uncharacterized. NCBI's taxonomy places the organism in Eukaryota, Viridiplantae, Chlorophyta, Chlorophyceae, Chlamydomonadales, Volvocaceae. The record is from RefSeq and is a predicted model, not a curated record. Bases 1 to 303 code for a protein of 100 amino acids. The transcript has 2 exons.
AUGUAUGGUCUGGGUGGGAGUCUUGUUUGCCCUCAUCGUAUUAAGGUGGCCCGCUGGCUCUUUGUAAGUCUAAAGCCCACUGUAACACGGCACCCCUUGGACAUGGUGAAGCAGGCAUUCGAAUUCCCAACACAGCUGCAGCAGGUCUGGGUGUCCCCGCUGAUGCAACUACAGGCGCCACCACUGCAGGACAUCAGGCCAGAGUGGAUGUUGCAGCCCUGGGUCUCAGAUGUGGGUGGUGGAGACUGCAACAGCCAUGAUGACAGCAAAGGCCGCCUCAAAGCGCAGACGUUCUCUGCCUGA